Messenger RNA from Penaeus chinensis, 4853 nucleotides. RefSeq names its product DDB1- and CUL4-associated factor 12 homolog (gene DCAF12). Gene Ontology annotation, cellular component: Cul4-RING E3 ubiquitin ligase complex. The transcript has 8 exons. The record is from RefSeq and is a predicted model, not a curated record. Bases 655 to 2142 code for a protein of 495 amino acids. NCBI's taxonomy places the organism in Eukaryota, Metazoa, Arthropoda, Malacostraca, Decapoda, Penaeidae. Gene Ontology annotation, molecular function: protein binding.
AAGUGUUGUUGUUAAUGUCAAAUUUUGUUUUAAUAGGCCGUUAUUUCCUAACCAAGCUCAUUUAUUCAGGGAUUUACAGGAGAUAUAUCAAGUUUUUUUUCUUCUUAACCCUUAGAACCUAACAUAAACUUCAUCUGUCAGUCUGUAGAAGCUGACAGGAAAUCACCUACCAUUAGUGCCUAUCAAAAAAAAUGGACCCUAGAGAAAUUUAAAAGAAAAUUAGACUCCUGCAUCAAUAAAGACAGUAAUUAUGAUACAGAAGAAAUGUUUGAAGAAAGUGAAAGUGAUAUGCGAGCUUUAGGAGCCACAGGCCAAAGUAGUGACUUGAGAUGAAAUCAUAUAAGUUUACGUUUCUAUUGAAAAUACCUAUUACACAUGCAUUCAAAAUACAAGUAUGUGUGAUGGAUCGAACUAGAAUAUUAGUGAAGUGAAUGUUAUUGAAGAAAUAAGCAAUCCAGAAAGAGCAAAAAGAUCAGAUAAACACAGCUCACCUAUCACUUGUCUGGGUUACCUCUCUGCCUAGGCCCAUAUUCAACCAACCUACAGCUACCAAGAGAGAAAGUUGAAGAAUUCCAGCCGUAGCCAUCACCCUUGGGCUUCUGCAUUCCCUGCUCUCAUAGGAUCACUUUCCAUUGAAGAAGGAAAAGGACAAAGAUGGCAACAACACACACCGUGCGCACUGUGGGCAGCAUACCCUCCAAGUAUGUGCAGAGGAAGCGAAUGAGGAUGCGACCUACAACCGUGGGAUGCCAUCGAGUGGCUCUUAUCCAUGGAGAUCCAGAGCACAAGAUUGAUGAGUUCAUGCUGUACAGUGAUGAGGAUGAGGAAGAGGAGGAUAACGAUGCGGAAGAGGAAGAGAACUCGAGGGAUGGAGGAGGAUACAUUGCCUUAGGGGGCGUCCCUCACCAUCCUUCACACCACCACCACACAGUGCGGCGGAAACAGUCUUUUAUGCAGAAGUACCAACCACUGAGCCACAACUUUGCCGAUUAUGUCUUAACAAGAUCUCGGGGCUGCAGCCGGCAUGAGUACCAAAGCAUCAAUGAGGAGUUUGGCACAAGGCACAUGCUAACGACAGGCAUGUUUCGAGAGAGACCCAUUCCACUCAACAGGAUAAACAAGGUUUUCUGCUCUCAGUGGCUGAGUGACCAUCAGAUUGCUAUGGGGACCAAGUGUAACAAGUUGAUGGUAUAUGACGUGAACACACGCCAGAUGGAUGUGAUCCCCUCACUGCGAAGCUCAGAGCCCCACCGUCCGCAGGAUCAGCAGUGCGGGAUCCAUUCCAUUGAAAUCAAUCCCUCACGUACCCUCCUGGCUACCGGUGCACUAAACUCCAAUGACAUUGCGGUCUACCGCCUGCCAACACUUGAUCCAGUCUGUGUAGGUGAAAAGGCCCACUCAGACUGGAUCUUCGACAUGUGCUGGCUGGAUGACCAAUUUCUUGUGUCAGGCUCAAGGGACACACGGCUUGCCCUCUGGAAGAUUGAUGAUGACAUUGAUAUGAGCAACUCAAGCAAUCUUCCCAACUAUGGACACAUCAAACCUGUCAAGAUCAAGAAGUGUAAUGGUGCAGAGAAAGUGCGAGCAGUCAUCUUCAACCCAAACUUUGUAGAGAUUGUGGCACUCUCACUCAAUGCCUACCUCCACGUAUGGGACGCCAACCGUUUUGUACAGAAAAUGUCCCGCAAGCUCCCACAUGCUAUGGAGAAUGUUUGCCUGACUGUCAAAGAGGACAGUUCCCUCUAUGCAAUUGGGUCCAAGUCCCACACCACGUUGCUGGACCCUAGAACACUGCAUUAUGUUAAAAAGGUCAAUGCCAGAAUCACAGGUUGUGGUAUCCGGUCUGUGAGUUUCCACGGUGACAUUCUGACCAUCGGUACCGGUGUUGGAGCGAUAAUGUUCUAUGAUAUGCGAGCUGGGAGGUACAUGGAGUCCACCAUGAAUAGUGGCCGAGCAGUGGUCCUGAAGAGCACGAAAGGUUGGGUGAGCGCAGACGAACCCUACCACGACGUAUUUCAUAAUGUGGAAUACACACCAGCUAUAUAUACACAUUGUUAUGAUUGGUCUGGCAUGAGGUUGUUUGCAGCAGGUGGCCCUUUGCCUGCCUCCCUCAAAGGCAACUAUGCUGCUCUUUGGUGCUAAAAGUUUACAAAUGAAAAUGGAAUAAAUGAAAAUAAAAGAUACAUAAAUAAACUGGCAAAUCAGGAGGAGGUUUGUGCAAGUACAUUUGUGUGUGUAUGUGAGCUUGUUAUCAUGUGCACAUACGCUGACGAUUGCAAUGGAUGUAUUUAUCCUUCCAAAGUGCCAAUGUCUAAUAGAGAGAAGGCCAUGAUUCAGAAAGUGCAUCAGUGUGAGGCAGGGUUAGAAGCACUUUGGCUGACAAGUGCAAUGACUGAAAAACUUGUGUGGAAGGUCUACUCCACUAAUGAUGAUACUAAAAAAAAGGAAUGUAUCACCAGAGUCGUGAAGGAGUAUAUAAUGGGCAGGAAAUAGUGUCCAUGUGAGGUGUGUGUUGUAAUUUCUGAAAAGGUGUCAAGGAUACCAGGAAGGAGUUUUAGAAUAAAGUGUUAUACCAUGUACUUUGAUUGACUAGAAGCAUGUGGAAAGGUCUUGCACUGGGUCGUGUGUCUGUGCAUGAAGCAUAUUGUGUGCAUAUAAAUGAAAAGGAGGAGGAGGAGGAGGUUUCCAAAUGAUUUUAUUGUGUCCAAGACAAGUUAGUGAGGAAGCAUAAUGUUGAAGAACAUAUAGGAGGUACAAAUGACAAGUUUUGUUGACAAGUCUGUAUUAGUCUGGUCUGUUCUGCUUCAAGAUUCUUUUAUUUUUACUCUAGAAUCUCUCUAAUUUUUGUUUUUUAUUUGUUCCUAUUUUUUAAACAAGAAAACCUGUCCAGACAAAGGGUGAAUUUCCUGCUCAAUUUUACUUUUUUUCCUGUCCUAUGAUAUUGAUACUGAAAUACCAGUGGCUUUUUAUCUUCCUUUAGGUCACAAAUAAUAAAUACUGGGAUUGUGAGGAUCAACUAGGAGGUUGUUUCAUGUGCUUCUAAUAUUGUAAUGAUUAAGGAUGACUCAUAAGUAUCACUCCUAUGCCCCUGCAACAACAGUUAAUUGACAUUUGGUCCUUUCUCCUCACAGUUCUCAAUAGCUACUCUGUUGAUCAUGCUUAAUGUGUAUCUUUCAUCUCUCUCCCCAAGCCCCCCUACUCCUCUGUUAGUAGACUGGUUAGUCAAGCCUUUUUCACAUCCAACCUUCUCUUCAAGUGUUUCCUUUUGUUUCUCUCUCUCUCUCUCUCUCUCUCUCUCUCUCUCUCUCUCUCUCUCUCUCUCUCUCUCUCUCUCUCUCUCUCUCUCUCUCUCUCUCUCUCUCUCUCCCUCUCCCUCUCCCUCUCCCUCUCCCUCUCCCUCUCCCUCUCCCUCUCCCCCCCCUCUCCCUAUCUUCCUUCCCUCCUCCUCCCUCUCCCCUUCUCCCCCCAAGGAGGCACACGGAUCUCACUCAGUUUGGUAGACAGGAGUCGUCUCUCUAUCUUUUAGUAUGUUUGUUAGUUCUGCUGUGUAUCUGUCUAGCCAUCCAUGCAUCUGAGUACUUUACUACACUCUCUCCUUUCCUAAUUUCCUCCUUCCUCUCUGUUCUCUCCAUCUCUUCUCUUUUCUCUCCUGUCUCUCUUUUCUCCCUUCUCUUGUUUGCUCUGCUCUCAUUUCUUUUCUCUCUUCUCUUUUCUCUCUUCUCUUUUCUCUCUUCUCUUCUCCUCUCCUCUCCUCUCCUCUCCUCUCCUCUCCUCUCCUCUCUUCUCCUCUCUUCUCCUUUCCAUUCCUCUUACUAGCCACUCAAAAUUGUGAUAAAGGUCUGUUACAGUUAUAUCUAUCAGUUAAUCAGUGGGUAAUACAAAACCAUAGUAAACAAUGCAGUAAAAGUUGAAAUGAGAAUGAAAUGUAUUUAGUCCACAUUUAUGUAUACUGCUUUACUACCAGCUUCAUAUGAAUCAGUUAUCUUUUAAUGACCUUGAGUAAAUGUGUAGUUUUGUUUGACCUAUUGAAAAUUGUGGUAUCUUAUUGCAGUUAAUUAUUAUUUAUUUACAUUUUUAUUCAAUUUUCAUUUUCCUCUUCAUAUAUAGAUGUAAAGAUGUGAUAUCUAGAGUCAUGGGGACAUACCAGUUUUUGCAAACUUUAGUACAGUAGCUCUACAAUGUAAAUUUUCAUAUGGCUGAUAAUUGGAAAGGCCUUUUACAAAUGAAAUCUCAAUGACUUGUAAUCUCACAACAAGGCAGAUUUGGAAAUCUUAAUAAAGGGAAUUUGAAGAGAGAAAGGCUGAAAUUCGAUGGCAGUUUCCUUAUCAAGACACAGACUGAAACCUGCUGGUAGUCUGAAUAGAUUUUUGUUUUGGUUAAGAGUGAUUACUUUGUCUUUUAUUAUUAUUUUGUGUAAAUCAUCCUCCAAUUUUUGUUAAUGUUUACAUUAGCUUUCUUAAUUUCUGUCAUUAGAUUUCUUUCUCAUUUCCAUCUUCAGUUUUUUUCUUAGUUUGCAAUAUUAAAUAUCUUGGUAAUUUCCAUCAUUAGGAUUCUAUUUAAUUUUCACCAUUUAGUAUCUUAAUUUGUCAUUAGAUUUCUUCCUUGAAUUUCAUCUCUCCUUUCUGUUCAUCAUGAUCAUCAAUCUCCUCAUUCAUUUUUCUAGUGAUUAGUUUCUUGUUCUACUUCACACUUAAGUUAUGUUAAUCUUUUUUUUUAUUGGCAGCUAGAGAAAAGCCAAGAAUUUUAUAUAAAAUACCCCAGAAGAAACAAGAACAUUAUAAAAAAAAGAGUGAGAAUGUAUAUCUCACUAGCCAGUGAAUUUUAUCAGAUGAAAACUAAAGUAUUCUAGUACU